UGUGUUCCCUGGUUUCAAAAGACCGAGGAGAGGAAGCUUAUUUUGAAAUCCCCAACAGGAAAUGUGGCUUGUUUUGGCUGAGGCAGAGCCGUCCACCUGCUGCAGCAGAGCUGGAGCAGCAUUGAUUCGCUGCCAGAGGAAAAAUACCUGAUAACUGAAUUUACUGGAGCCCUGCUCCCUGUGGCUGGAGUGGGAUAUAAACACUGCUCUACUUUAAAUACGUCGCGCGUUUCGGCUCCAGAAUGAUUUCUUUACUGACAGCACAAAGACUGGACGUGUGUGAAGGGCACAGUGACUCGAUUCCUGUGCUGAUUUUUUUUUAAUUGAAGAGCAGAAAUUGGACCGCAGGUUCAUCGGCGGACAUUUCUGUUAGAGGCAGCGAUCCUUCAUGCCCACUCUGUCAGAUGAUGGAGGCUGGCCUGUAGGGUUCUAAUUCCACAACGUCCUGGGGUGGGCGGACAGGGACUUGGCUGGAAUUUCGCCAAAAUUAAGACGAGAAUCAAGUACAGUUCACUGUCUCCCGCUACCGGGGGAGACCACCGGCCGCUCGUUAUGUCCCGCACAAAGGAGCGGCUGAAAGCCGAGAGAGAGACCAAGGAGAGCGUCACUCUGCUGCCGUGCUUUUAUUUUGUUGAGCUCCCUAUCCUGGCCUCCUCUGUUGUCAGUCUUUAUUUUCUGGAGCUGACCGAUAUUUUCCAACCGGUGCAUUCUGGGUACAGUUGUAAUGACCGCAGCCUGUCGUUGCCCUACAUCCUGCCCAGACAGGAAGUCUGCCCACUCCCUUUACUCUUCAGCUUGGCAUUUGCAGCUCCAACAGUCACAAUCCUGAUAGGAGAAGCCAUCCUGUACUGCUAUCUGUCCAGGAGGUCAUCAACCGCUCAGACUGAGGCCAACAUCAAUGCUGCAGGAUGUAAUUUCAACUCCUACAUUCGCAGAGCUGUCCGUUUUAUAGGCGUCCACAUCUUCGGCCUGUGUGUGACAGCACUAAUAACAGACAUCCUUCAACUGUCCACUGGGCAACAUACACCCUACUGGUUGGAUGUGUGCAAACCCAAUUUGACCCACAUUAACAUGUCCAGCUGUGAUGAAGCUUUUAUUCUGGAGGAUAUCUGCUCUGGACAAGACGUAGGACUCAUCAACGCUGGGAGAAAGUCUUUCCCUUCCCAACAUGCUACACUGGCUGCCUUUGCUGCUGUCUACAUCUCUAUGUACUUCAACACAGUGCUGACAGACUCAGCCAAGCUGCUGAAGCCUCUGCUGGUCUUCUCUUUUGUCAUGCUGGCCAUCCUGGCUGGAUUAACUCGGAUUAUUCAGUUCAGAAACCACCCUGUGGAUGUAUACUGUGGCUGGUUACUGGGAGCUGCCAUCGCCGUUUACCUGGGGGUAAACGCCGUAAGCAACUUCAAGCCAAGUGAAGAUCGCUCCAAAAGUCGACUGAAUGUCCCCAUUCUUAGAGAGCCACCCCUCUCGUCCCUCCCCAAUGUCAGCCAAUCAGCAGUUAGCAAAAGUCACCAAGGCCACCACACUCUGGCCCCCAGCCCACCAAAGCCCAUCAUUACAAGGACAUCGUCCCACACAUUGGCCCCUGACCAUCCAGUACCCAUCCUGACACGUAGCUCCUCCUAUCGAGAGCCAUCUAUGAGCAAUCUGAAGAGAGCUAGUGCUGACGUGGAGGUGAUCACUCAGUCCAGUCCACCAGGAAACCGUGACAACAUGAUGACUUUCAGCAGCAGCACACUACCAAGGUCCCAUGGAGGCUCUUCAGUGGAGGAGGGCCGUAUUCCACGGCGUCAUGCCUCCAUCCACACCUCCAUGGACUCCACUCGAUCAAAACAAUUGCUAAGCCAGUGGAAGAACAAGAAUGAUAACAGGAAGCUUUCCAUGCAGGCAAUGGAUGGAAUAAGACCACUCCCUUCUUCUUCUCCUCAGAGGAAUAUGGAAUUCCGCUGCUCUUCUGAGCCAUCUGCUAUGGGCCUGGAGGCAGAGCUCCGGGGUGGAGCACACAUGCCUCCAUCAUCCGGCCAGGAAGUGGAGAUGCGUGCUGGAGCCCACAUCCCGGCACAGUACAUGAAACUCGCAGCCAGCUCUGUCCCUAUUAGCAAUCAUAAUCACCUGUCACAUAAUGGCAACACUGGGAUGGCUGGUGGGGCCAGAGUUUCCAUCCAGCCUCGCCCAGGCUCCUCUCAGCUGGUUCACAUUCCUGAGGAGGAAAAUCUUAACAGCAAGGAUCAGGAGAGUGAAUCAGAGGACAGCAUGAUGGACGGUGGUGGGUCAGUGAGAGAAAAAUGGCUUAGAGUGGCUGAGAAGACCACUCUUCCUUGCAGACCCCUCAGUGCUGGAGGACAGCCUCGUCUAAUGCAGGUCAUAGCCUUGUCCAAACAGCAAGGUCUCCUUCACUCUCCUCGGUCUGAGGACGGUGGAUCUAUUCGGUACAGAGCACUGACAGACCAAGAUCCAUCUCCACCGGCCUCUACCACUGGGGCAAUAGGAGUUGGAGGAGGAGGUGGUUUGGAAAGAAGUGGCAGUAUAGUUCGAGUAGACGCUCACCCAGAAUCCAGACAAAGACCUGUGGUGAAACCUCCAAGCAAUGAUGGCAGUGGCUCAUGGCGAUGGAAACCACCUGAACAAAGAGCAUCCUUGCGACAGUCAACUUUUGCCCUCAAUGACCUGAACAGACACACAGACAGCUGUGAUUCUCUGAGGGAUGGUGGCUCAGUGGAUGGAAGGAGGAGUGUGACAGGGACAGAAUCAGAGAGCGAAGUUGGGGGGAAUGGAGGAGGAGGAGGGGGUGCAGGAGGAGGAGUCACAUACACCAACCAUCCACGUGUGGUGCACCCUUUAUACCCCCUACACCCAAAUAAUCCCAACAAUUUCCAGCACCACAAUUUUAACCCCAACAAUCCCAGUAAUCCAAACUUUAACAAUGUUCAUCCUAAUUUUAACCCCAGCUCUACCAACUCCAACAUGUCUUUUUCUUCCACUGUCACCUUUGCUCCUCCCUUUCACCCUCACCCCCAAGCAGUUACUACUAUUAGGGUCACACCUGUUGAGGCAACAGCUGCAAGCAGUGACGGUGGUUCAGACUGCCAGUCAGUGGCCUCGUCCAGCCGUGAGUCCACUCUUAGAAGAAAGGGCAGCACCAACAUCAUCCAUGUCCAAGAUCGAGGGCCCACCCCUGAUAGCCACAACAAUCACCACCCCAAUGAUGACAGCAACCGGCUUGACAAUGAGAGCAGCAACCGUUUCCAUGAAAACCUUCGAAAUUUCCAAGAAAAUCCAAUUCAACCUAAUUUCCCUAACAGGCAGAUGCAGGCCGUGUUUGGUCGUCCAAGCCCAACUCCUCCCCCUACUCUGCCGCGCCCCCUCCUGAGUCACACUCCACCUCCUACUCUGGGCCUGGCCUAUAAGGAAUGAGUCAUCCAUCUGUACUUAUGCUAAAAAUAUUUGAGUUUGAGAUCGCUGUUAGGACCAAGAGGAAGAAUGUGGAAUAAUAUCUAUCCACCCUCCAGGACCAGUUCACAGGGAAAGGCUGGAAUUUUUUUGUAUUUCCGACAACAGUGAAUAUUCAACCUCUGUUCCAACCAACGGCAUCAGUUGUGAAUUUUAUGGACUGGGCUCUCUGUGUAAGAGUUUGAGUCCAUUUUUCCAAUGUCAUUGUUAUUACAUUUUGUAUUUUUUAAAUCAAAACCUACUACUAGACAGACUAAGUAACUCUUGAAAUAAUGACUUCAACACCACAGGGACAUUGAGCUAGAUGACCCGAGGACCACUUCACUCAUCCCAUAAAGAAAAUGGUAAUGUUUUAGGGGUCUCACAAGACUUGAUUUAAUCUCAAGACUGCUGUCCUCCUUUUUCAACUGCAAGAUCCAUGAUUGCAUUAAGAAACGAUAAUUACAGGUUUCACAGUUUUUACACUGUCACUAAACAACCCAACAACACAAGAAGCAAAGUGAGGACAUGAUCUUUGACGAAUACUUACAAUAUAAGACCAUCCCUGUGAUGUUUUUGUAUAUAAUGUCAGCUCGCAGCCCCAAAGGAAUCAAACAACCAAUCUUAAAUAUAAGCGGCUCACAUUGCUGAGUCCGGUCAGAGCAGUAACAGUAUCUUAUAGGUGACUGUGGUAUUGUGUUUGUGGAGGCAAUGAUCAAUAUCAUGAGUUGCAUAUUGUGUUAAAUAUAUAGUAAAAUAUGCUGUCUUUAUUUUA
Messenger RNA from Fundulus heteroclitus (mummichog), 4204 nucleotides. RefSeq names its product phospholipid phosphatase-related protein type 4. NCBI's taxonomy places the organism in Eukaryota, Metazoa, Chordata, Actinopteri, Cyprinodontiformes, Fundulidae. Gene Ontology annotation, biological process: phospholipid metabolic process; signal transduction; phospholipid dephosphorylation. Bases 553 to 3414 code for a protein of 953 amino acids. Gene Ontology annotation, molecular function: phosphatidate phosphatase activity. The record is from RefSeq and is a predicted model, not a curated record. The transcript has 11 exons.